Molecule: messenger RNA, 2203 nt
Organism: Fopius arisanus
Lineage: Eukaryota; Metazoa; Arthropoda; Insecta; Hymenoptera; Braconidae
Exons: 15
Coding region: 30-2123 (697 amino acids)
Biological process (GO): sensory perception of smell; detection of chemical stimulus involved in sensory perception of smell
Cellular component (GO): plasma membrane
Molecular function (GO): olfactory receptor activity; odorant binding
Source: RefSeq, a predicted model, not a curated record
GUGAAGAAAUAGCUCUCGACCAAUUCAGGAUGAAAGCGGUCAACAUAUUUUCGUGUGGUUAUUACAAAAAUAACAGAAUCCUCAUGACAAUCAUUGGAAUAUGGCCGGAAUCAUCGAUUAAGAUAAAAAUUUUAUUGCGCUGUACUGUAUUGGUGUUGUUGAUUUCAAUAUUGAUACCUCAGUGGGCAUUUUUAUUGAGAAAGUGCGAGAAUAUGGAUGACAUGAUAUUCGGAAUAAUAGCGCAGAUAACGAUAUCGAUAGGAUUUACUAAAUAUUAUUUUGUCAUGUCGAUCAUGAAACAGCUUGAGGUGGUCAUUGAGAAAAUUUCUGAGGACUGGCGAAUUUUUCAAGACUCACUGGCAAUUGAUACUCUGCACGUUUAUGCAUCGAGGGGAACAUCCGCGACGAAAUUCUACAUGAUUACCAUUUUCUCAUCGUGUAUUUUCUUCUCGAUUGCUCCAUUGAAGCAAGUGAUUUUGGAUGGACUUGCACCUCUUAAUGAAUCGAGGCCAAAGAUUUUUAUGCUGGAUGUGGAUUACUCAAUUUAUGGAAUGGAUGCGGAUGAUCAAUAUUAUCUGAUUCUGAUCCACUCGUGUGUGACUACAAUGAUAGUGAUGGAUAUGUUAGUGUCUGUGGACACAUUUAUUCUGGUACAUAUUGAAGGAAAUGGAGCUGGAGGAAUCUGGGGAAAAGCAAUGCCAGAUAAUUUCCCGUGCGGUGGUAAUUCAUCAUCGAGCUAUUUCGCAAUAAUAAAAAUGGAUGAAUUGUCGGAGGUGACGAGGUUUGGAACAUUUGCUGCUGGUCAGUUGGUCCACUUGCUAUUCAUGACGUUGCCAGGCCAGGAAUUACUGGAUCAUAGUACUCGAGUUUCCGAGCAAACUCCGGGGGGAGUUGUUGCUUCUGUAGUCCGCAAGCCAUCGAGCAGUGAAGAACGAACACUCGAAUAUCUCUUGCAAAUGAAUGGUGAUAAUAUUUUUUCCGAUGGAUAUUACAAGACCAAUAGAAUUGCAAUGAUUAUUAUUGGAAUAUGGCCGGAAUCGUCGCUGUCUGAAAAAAUUAUUGUCCGCAUCGUUAUGUCCAUUAUAUUGCUCUCCAUGUUGAUACCUCAGUACGUGUAUCUAUUCAGAAAGUGCGAUACUCUGGAUGAUAUGAUAUUUGGACUAAUAGCGCAGGUGUCAGUAGCUAUAGGAUUUACAAAAUAUUACUUCAUUGUGUCGAAUAUGAAACAGAUUCAAAUGGCUAUUGACCAGAUGCGACAAGAUUGGCGUAUGUUCGAUGAUUCUCCAGCUGUCGAAAGUAUUCACAUUUAUGCAACGAGAGGGGCAUUCAUUACGAAAUCUUACAUAAGUAUCUUUUGUGCUGUAUAUUUGGUCUUCUCUGUUGCUCCAUUGAAACAAGUUAUUCUGGAUGUACUGAUUCCCCUCAAUGAAUCGAGACCGAAGCUUUUUCUAUUCGAUGUAGACUACACUAUUUAUGGAAUUGAUGCACUUGAGUACUAUUAUCCAACAUUGGUACAUUCGUGGUUCAGCUGUAUGAUAGUGAUACAUAUGAUUGUGACGAUAGACACAUUUGUUCUGAUCAUGGUGGAGCAUUGUUGUGGGCUGUUUGAAACCAUUGGGGAUAUAUUGAAGGAAACGGAACUGGAGAAGUCUGGGGUACGGCAAUUUAAAAUCAUUUGUCGUGCAGUGGUUGUACAUCAUCGGGCUAUUUCAUUGGCGGAAUUUAUCGAGUCAUCCUUCAACAUGAUGUACGCUUUCGUAGUGCUAGCUAGCAUGGUGUUGAUCAGUACAACAGGACUCGAAGCAAUUAUAAAAAUGGAUGAGGUGGCGGAGAUGACCAGGUUUUUAGCAUUUACUGUUGGUCAACUGUUCCACUUGCUAUUCAUAAGUCUGCCAGGCCAGGAAUUACUUGAUCAUAGCACUCGAGUUGCCGAGCAAGUUUACAGCUGCGAUUGGUCUCGGAUAUCCGCGGAUGGCAAAAAAUUGAUAUCCAUCAUGUUGAUGCGCAGCAUGAAGCCACUCCGGAUGACAGCCGGAGGAUUCUAUCUUAUGAAUAUCGAAAAUUACGGCAAUGUAUUGAGAACAUCGUUUUCGUAUUUCAUGGUAAUGUUGUCGACUCGAUGAUGCUCAAGCUUGAGCAUUACCUCAUAUUUUUAGACUUCUGUAUUAUCUGCUCCACUGGAAAGUUGAAGCGAACGUGUCGC